Molecule: messenger RNA, 588 nt
Organism: Rotaria socialis
Lineage: Eukaryota; Metazoa; Rotifera; Eurotatoria; Philodinida; Philodinidae
Source: the annotation of a GenBank genome assembly
AUGAAUCAAUUAACAUCUCACGAAAUGGUUCAUAAUCAUAACAAUAAUAAUUUCGAAGAUCAGAUUUUAUCUAUCGGAUCAGCGAAUACGCUCAAACGAGCGAUGACAGUAAACAAACUGAGUGAAAUGCUUGAUUGCAUUAAAGAUAUGAAAUUUUAUGCUAAAACCAUCGAACAAGAUCUACCAGAUUAUUUAUCAGCCAUGUCUGUAGAGAAACAAAAUGAAAUGUACACAACUGAAAUUGAAACAGAUAAUUUUCUUGAAUUAGCUGAACAACGGUUAAAUAAUAAUAAUAAUCGUUAUAUUCUUCUUCGUGAUUUAAUCGAGCAAAAAAAGAAAUCCAAUGAAUCACAAUUGAAAAAUUCCACAAUGAAUAAACAUAAGAAAUCUCUAGUAGAAAAACAAGUUGAAUAUAUGAAACGUGUGAUCGGUGCGCAACCAUCUGCUCUUGACGCAAUCUAUUUAGAAGCAUUACUCAAUCCAGAUCAUUGGCAAUAUAAUCAUGAUCUUCUUGAAACAUCACCUAUGGAUAAUUUAACAUCCAAUGAACGAAAACGAUUAAAUGAAAUUUUAAAUAAAUUUGAAUAA